CGGAGACGGAGAGAUGGCAUAUGGUUACUAGUUCGCCAAGCCGCCGUUCUGUAGCAUUGGCGCCCCGCACAAGACAAUAUGUCAGCCACCAUGCGCAACGCGGUAAAGACGAGAAAAACAAGUAAACCACCAAAAAGGAAACUGUCAGACAUGAAGGUUGCCGACUUUAUGCAGAAAGGUCUAGACACGGGGAGUGAUGACACCAGUGUUGACGAAAAUGAUGAGGAGGAUUUCCAAUCUACAUCAAAAGGACUAAUCGGGUUACUGGAUGGAAGUAAAAGCAGCGCAAAUGAAGCUGGAAUGAAAACCUCAAUGACAAGAUUGCAGGAGAAAGAUCCUGAGUUCUAUAAGUUUCUGCAGGACAACGAUCCUGACUUACUUAAUUUCGAUGUGUCGGACGAAAGUUCAGGGGAUGAAGAUGAGGCAAGAAAGGAUCUGCAUGUGCCACCAACAAAGUUACAGGUAGGGAGUGAUGAGAGUGAGGAAGAAAACAGUAGCAGUGACGAGGAGUCUCCAACGCAUUCAUCAGUUAAAAUGGACAGGAGCAAUGUGGUCACAAUGAAGAUGAUUUCUAAUUGGUCAAGCAUUCUGCAGGAUACUCCAUCGCCAAAGUCGAUUCUGGCAGUGGCAGAUGCGUUUAGGGCUGCGGUGCAACAGGCAGGGGGUGACACUACCCAAGACGACACUAUGAGAGUAGAGGGAAGCAAUGUGUUUAACGCAAUCGUGCGGAUGUGCAUGGUUGACCUUGUACCAGCAAUCUACAAAGUCCUGAAUCUUCCUCAACCCCUUGAAAGGCAACAGAAAAAACUUAUGCUACCUUCAUCCAGUAAGAAAUGGCCGAAACUGAAGAUUGGCAUGAAACAUUAUCUGACAGAUCUCAUGCAGUUGUUCUCACAGAUGUCUGAGCCGGCCGUGUUGCAUGUUGUGCUGAAGCACGUUCUCAUAGUGCUGCCCUUCUACAUCUGCUUCCCGAAGACGUGCAAGCUGCUGCUAAAGAAGUUGAUACGAUUGUGGAGCACAGCGGAAGAGUCAGUGAGGGUGCUUUCUUUCCUUUGUCUGGCUCGUCUCACUAAUUUGGCACAGGAAGACUACCAUGAAUUAGUCAUCAAGCAAACGUAUAUGGCAUAUGUCAAGAACUGCAAGUUCACCUCACCUACUACCCUGCCAGUGAUUAACUUCAUGCAGCGUUCUAUGGCCGAGUUGUUCCGAUUGGACGAUCAGGCGGCCUAUCAGCAUGCAUUUGUUUUCAUUCGUCAGCUAGCCAUUCAUUUGCGAAAUGCAAUCACGACCCGGAAGAAAGAGAGUUAUAAGUCGGUGUACAAUUGGCAGUAUGUUCACUGUCUUGCCUUCUGGUGCAGACUCCUGGCAGAUAUGCACCCUAAUAACACGGUAGCACCACUUGUCUAUCCCAUCGUGCAGACAACUAUUGGCUGUCUCAAGCUGAUACCGACAGAGAAGUACUAUCCAUUGAGAUUUUACUGCAUCAAGUCUCUGACGUUGGUUUCUAGCGCAACACGGUCAUUCAUCCCUAUUCUACCUUUUAUCAUGGAAGUGUUUGAAAUAACAGACUUCAAUCGGAAGCAUAGCUCAAUGGGAUUCAAACCCCUCAACUUCUCUACCACACUGAAACUGACAAGGCCACAACUCAGUGAAAAGGGUUUUAGGGAUGGAGUUGUGGACCAGGUGUACGAGUCACUGAUGGAGUACCUGAACGUUGAAGCUCACACCAUAGGAUUUCCUGAACUAGUGCUGCCAGCAGUUAUGCAGCUUAAAUCUUUCCUAAAAGCAUGCAAAGUUGCCAACUUCUGUAAGCCACUGAAGCAAAUACUGGACAAGAUAACUGAGAAUUCCAACUACAUCAAUCAACGAAGAAAAAAUGUCAGUUUCGCCGUCAAUGAUCUCAAUGCAGUGGCCCGGUGGGAGAGUCAAACCCAGGAGGAAGGAACCCCGCUGUCAAAGUACUACAAGACGUGGAGAAAGCUGAGAGAUCGGGAGUUGGCUCAUGAAAUAUCUGGCAAAGAGCAGAUUGUGGAUCAAUUGCACGAUACGAAAAUACCGUAUAUGAAGCAUAAGAAAGAGAAAUUGGACAAGAAAGAGUUCAGUGGUCUGUUUCCCAGUGAGAGUGAAAGUGAUGGUGAAGAAUCAGAAGAGGAACUCCUAAAGAGGUUUGAUCCAACGAAGAACGAUCAAAAAAGCCGCCAGAAGGUCACGCACUCAUGACGUCAGACGAUGAUGCAGAUGCCUGCAACUUGAUGACGGCUCAGGGAAACU
Molecule: messenger RNA, 2271 nt
Organism: Priapulus caudatus
Lineage: Eukaryota; Metazoa; Priapulida; Priapulimorpha; Priapulimorphida; Priapulidae
Product: nucleolar complex protein 2 homolog
Exons: 17
Coding region: 79-2220 (713 amino acids)
Biological process (GO): negative regulation of transcription by RNA polymerase II; ribosomal large subunit biogenesis
Cellular component (GO): nucleoplasm; Noc2p-Noc3p complex; nucleolus
Molecular function (GO): histone binding; transcription corepressor activity
Source: RefSeq, a predicted model, not a curated record